This is a messenger RNA of Opisthocomus hoazin, 1524 nucleotides long. Lineage: Eukaryota; Metazoa; Chordata; Aves; Opisthocomiformes; Opisthocomidae. The record is from RefSeq and is a predicted model, not a curated record.
AUGAUGACUGCUCCAGAAGCUGUCAAGAAGAAGCAAAAUUAUACUAGUGUGCAUGAGGCAGUGAAAGCUGGUGAUGUAGAACAGCUUGCAUCAAUGAUAAAAAGUGGAGCUGGUAUUAACAAGGUGGAUUUAAUCCACAAAUUCACACCGUUGCACUGUGCUGCACACUCUGGAAGUCUGGAGUGCCUUCACUGGUUGCUCUGGCAGGGAGCUGACGCAGCACAGGUGACAGCCGGGGGCUGGACAGCAGCUCACCUCGCGGCCAUCCGAGGUCAGGAUGCUUGCAUGCAGGCUUUGUUGACAAAUGGAGCAAACGCGGAAGCUCAGGAUGACCGUGGGUGCACGCCGUCCCACCUAGCUGCAGCCCACGGGCAGUCUUACACCUUACAAACCAUUCUGCGAAGCGGAGCGAAUGUGAAUGUUUCAGACAGGAAUGACUGGAAGCCUGUUCAUUAUGCUGCUUUUCAUGGUCGCUUGGGGUGUUUGCAGCUUCUUGUAAGAUGGGGAGCCUGUGUAGAUGAUGUGGAUAGCAAUGGAAACCUCCCAGCUCAUCUGGCAGCAAUGGAAGGACACUUGCAUUGCUUUAAGUUCUUGGUCAGUAAAAUGGCCAGUGUCAUGCGCACACUGAAAGCCAGGAAUGACCAAGGAGAGACUCCGAGGGACUUGGCUGAACGGUUCUAUAAAGAUAAUAUUCUGCAAUAUAUCGACAGUGUGGAAAAUGAGGAAGAGCAACCAGAGACACAGGAGGUUUUAGCUUUCCCAGCUCAUGGCGCUGCUUUCAAAGGGGACUUGUUAGUGCUUAGAAGAUUAGUGAGAAGUGGAGUAAUCAAUAUUAAUGAGCGGGAUGAUAAGGGAUCCACUCUCAUGCACAAAGCUGCUGCACAGGGGCAUGUCCAUUGCUUACGGUGGUUGCUUGACAUGGGAGCUGACAGUGACAUCACAGAUGAUGCUGGAGAGACUCCAAAGGAUGUAGCAAAGAGAUUUGCCCAGCUGGCAGCUGUGGAACUUUUGACAGAAAGAACUGGAGACAGUAACUCUAGUGAUGAAGAACUAGAUGCAAACAACAUAAAGUUUUUUGAAAGACAUGGUGUGGAAGGGAGUACAGAUAGCAAAGAAGAUUUAACCCUGGAUAAAGCUGAGAAAAGGAACGCACGCAUAAGGGCCUAUCACAAGAUUCAAGAACUUCAGCAACUUCUGGAAAUUGCCUACAGCAACUACAGACAGCUGGGAGGAAUAACUGAGGAGGAGAAGAAGGUGAAAAAAGAAGAAAGGGAAGUUGAGAAGGCUGUGAGGGAGCUGGAGGCCCAGCUGGAAUAUGAGCGAGUCAGGCGGGAGAAGCUGGAGAGCCAGCUGGACGGCUACCGUGCCGAGAUACGCCGCCUUAGAGAGAGCCUGGAGAACACCCGCCUUCCCGCUGCUCUGCCCCCCGAAGCUGGCACCAUCUCCAAGUCUUGCAAAGAGAAAAAGAAAGUAAAGAAGAAACCAGCCUGCAGCCCUGGAGGAGCACUGGUGAGACUGCGCUGA